UAUUGACGGUGAGAUCUGACCUGUACUAUAGUACUAGCCCACAACUAGGCACUUUGUUACGUCUCGUAGAGGAUUCGGAUUUCUGCUCGAAGAGCUGAGCAAGGAGAUGGUAGCCGGGCGCGGAGCUACUGCCAACAGGCUGGUCCCGGCUGCUAAGCGCGAUGAGAGUGACUACUCCAGUGCCAGUGGACGGUCGAAGUCUGAAGAGAAAUCCCCUCGGACAAACGCUAAUGUGUCACGGCUGCUCAUAAUAUUUACCGCCGCCGUCUUGCCGCUAAUUUCAGCCACGGUGGUGAUCCUCACCGUCUGGGGUAUAGAAGAUGCCAUUGAAACAAGCAAUAACGAGAGAUGCGUAUCAGUAGAGUCAGUUGCUUGGUCCUCAUCCACCCUGGUCGAUCUGGUGUUGCAAGGCAAACCUAUUGUCGUGGAGAAUACGCCUUUCACCACCUGGCCAUGCAUGGACUGGACGUGGCCAUAUCUGCAGAACUCUGUGCACGCUGAUCUACCUGUCAAGCUGUCUCGCACUGCCGAGUUCAAGUACUCAACUUCAAGUAAGCCCUACUCAGGCUCAGCGGCGGCAACAAACCGUGUGAACUACUCCAAUAUCGUCAUGAACGCCAAGAAGCUCUUCCAUCGUUUACAAAAUGGAGAUUCAAGCAGUUACGUAUAUGCAAGUGGUGAAGCAGAGCUAUUAGGCAUUCCAGAGGAUUUCGGUGACCCGCGUGAUGUAUCGUUCCCAGCUGAUAUGCACAGCGAUGCUCAGAUCAACUUCUGGUUUGGCAGUAUGGGUGUAACGGCUGACUGGCACUACGAUACUUCAGACAACCUACAUGCUAUGAUUCACGGCAACAAAACAUUUCACCUGUACCCACCAUCAGCAUUCAGACAGCUUGGCCUGUACCCAUCCAUACACCACUUCUAUCGCCAGGCGCAGGUACCAUUCAACAUCAGUUCGAGAGGCAAACUUGUGAAUGGUGACAAAUACUCGGUGACACUACAAGCUGACCAGGCUCUGUACAUACCACCAUACUGGUUCCACAGUGUUCAAACACACGUGGCAUCUAUGUCGGUCAAUGCAUGGAGUCAAUCGGAGGCGUUUCUAACAAUGGAAAAGAUCUAUCAGCUCCCGAUCGCCCUUGAGUCUGACUGGCCAAGGUGUAAGCUUCUCUAUGGGGCCUGGCUGUUUGUCGACGAAGUCCUGCACAAGACAUUGAGCGACGAGAGAGCAGUGUUUUUGGCGCACACGCUGGCUAGUCGCUACAAGCUUGUGAAGUAUUCCAAUGCGGAUGAGAAUGAACACUGCCUAGCCUUGAAGCAAUGUGCAGCCGAUGCCAGAAUGAAUCAACUAGUGCCUGCUGAAGAAUUGGACAUCUUCAAAAGCGCUGUAACAAGCCGUGUGGCCGAUCAUGUGAUGCUGUUUCUGUCGAUGGCUCGCGAUGUUCGGGCCAUCAAUCUGGGCAACUUUGUCGAGCACCUGUAUUCUAUGGUGCUGGGCGUGGACCACCAGGAGUAUAUGCCCUGCCUGCUCGGUUUGGCCUGGCAAUGAACCCAGAGUCUCUACAGACAUGUUUGAUCUCUACUCCCUGUGCCAUUGGCCAGCAAGCCACAAGAGACUGCAGUUUACAAGUUGACGAGGCUCGUCAAUCAAAGACACUUCAACUCGGUGCGCCUUGAAGCUCAUGUUCUAUCAAGAAAGCGAUGGAUCUUUCCAGCAUACUGCAAAGGCAUAAUUAUUGCAAGAAUGGCACCCUUCUCACUUGCUGAGUUAUUUAUUUAUUUUUAUUUUAUUUAUUCACAAUCACGUGGCACUAGCCAAUGAAAUGGUGAUGUGGGCGAUAGCCAGCCAUGGGGGUUAGACCGCUGUGGAAACUAACAUGGCACAUGAGUAUUCAGUAACGGUACAGUCAUGAUGAUUCCGGCAGGGAGUUUCCCUAGCCACUUCGUCGGCUGAGCCACUUGUCCUGGCAACCAGGCAAGCACUACCUGCUUUUGAAGUGGUAUGAUGUUGGUGCUGCAGACCAACCGUGAGGCAUACCCGUGACGCUAUUGAGUGGAUCCAGCCAUAUAGCUAUGUCUCGCUAUCCAAGUUGGUAUGCCACGCUAUAGUGGAUCGAGCCAUGUAGCUAUGCCUCGCUAUAGGGGAUCCAGCCAAGUUGGUAUGCCAUGCUAUCGUAGAUCCAGCCCUAUAGGCAUGCCACUACAGCUUGCAUACGUUUGCCCAAGUCAAACUUUGUGCGAUGCAUUCCCAUCACACACAGCACUCUCAUGGAAGGGGAUGAUUUGUUUGCGAUGUAUGCUGCUGCACUACUUGUAGCGGUUUGAUUGUUUGUUGCACUGGUCUGUGUGCAAGACUGGCCAUGCCAUGUACGACACCAUGCAUGCAGCAGCACUCCAUGCUGAGUGCUAGAAAAUGAUGGAAUAAAAUAAUUGGCCUUCUUGGUCUUUAUCAUGGAA
Messenger RNA from Sycon ciliatum, 2454 nucleotides. RefSeq lists its product as uncharacterized. The coding region runs from base 107 to 1546 and encodes 479 amino acids. The record is from RefSeq and is a predicted model, not a curated record. Gene Ontology annotation, molecular function: 2-oxoglutarate-dependent dioxygenase activity. The transcript is spliced from 15 exons. Lineage: Eukaryota; Metazoa; Porifera; Calcarea; Leucosolenida; Sycettidae.